Molecule: messenger RNA, 756 nt
Organism: Spirometra erinaceieuropaei
Lineage: Eukaryota; Metazoa; Platyhelminthes; Cestoda; Diphyllobothriidea; Diphyllobothriidae
Source: the annotation of a GenBank genome assembly
AUGUUCUCUGCCAUGCUGAUGGACGCCUACCGCGACGAACGCCCCGGGAUCCGCAUAGCCUACAGGACGGACGGCCACCUCCUGAAUCAACGACGCAUGCACUCCCAAUCGAGCGUAUCCACAACCACCGUUCACGAACUUCUCCUCGCCGACGACUGCGCCCUGAACACCACCUCGGAAAAGGACAUGCAACAGAGCAUGGACCUGUUCUACGCCGCCCGCGAGAACACUCUCCCGCAGCACGAAAAUCGACGACGAAGUCGCCCGCAGGAUUUCGAAGGCCAGUCAGGCCUUCGGCAGCCUCCAAAACACACAUUGGAAUCGUCAUGGCCUCAAGCUCAGCACGAAACUGAAGAUGUACAAGGCCGUCAUCCUCCCAAAGCUGCUGUAUGGGGCUUAGACCUGGACGGUUACACGAAGCAGGCACACUGACCCAACCACUUCUACCUCAGCUGUCUGCGCAGCAUCCUGAACUUGAACCGAAUCCUCGAAACUGAUGUACUGGAGCGGAUGGGAAUCCUCAGCAUCUACGUCAUGCUAAGACAACUGCAGCUGCGUUGGAGCGGCUAUCUCAUGCGAAUGGGUGACGAGCGGCUACCCAAACGACUCUUCAACGGAGACGUCGCCACGGGUUCACGCAGCCAAGAAGGUCAAAUUCGCCGAUACAAGGAUACUCUGAAGUCUUCCCCAAAGCGUCCGCAAAUUAACCCGACCAACUGGGAUGCACUCACUCUCGAUCAACCGACCUCGAGGUAG